Lathyrus oleraceus (garden pea) is the source of this 372-nucleotide messenger RNA. RefSeq lists its product as uncharacterized. Bases 1 to 372 code for a protein of 123 amino acids. The transcript has 2 exons. NCBI's taxonomy places the organism in Eukaryota, Viridiplantae, Streptophyta, Magnoliopsida, Fabales, Fabaceae. The record is from RefSeq and is a predicted model, not a curated record.
AUGAGUGGUAACAUGGUCAUUGAUACCUUAACUAAUGGUUCAAUGACUACUUUGUUGUUGAUGAAGUUUCUUGAAUUCGAAGAGAAUACGGAGUCGAGUUUCAUGACUGUGAGGCAGGUAGAGAUGUCCUUGAGAGAGAGUACUCAAGUGUUCAUAGUGUUUGCGUCCUUGAGUGGGGGAAGCAAGAGAAUUAUUAUGGAUAUACUCGUUGUGUGUGAUUUUCGUGAAAUGUUCCCAUAUGACAUCAGUGAUUUGCCACCAGAGCUUGAAUUGGAGUUUGUUAUAGACUUAAUACUUGGUACCAGUCAUGUGUCGUUGGCUCCUUAUUGGAUGUCUGCUUUAGAGUUGAAUGAGCUGAAUAAGCAAUUAUAA